Molecule: messenger RNA, 1511 nt
Organism: Lagopus muta (rock ptarmigan)
Lineage: Eukaryota; Metazoa; Chordata; Aves; Galliformes; Phasianidae
Exons: 2
Coding region: 116-1108 (330 amino acids)
Source: RefSeq, a predicted model, not a curated record
AGGCAGGCAGGAGCCAGGACUCCAGCCAGCAAGCCAAGGCAGGCAAGGAGGGACCACGACUACAGACUGCCAGACAAGGCAGGCAGGCAUUGGCCAGGACUCCAGCCAGCCAGACAUGGCAGGCAGGCAGGAGCCAGGACUCCAGCCAUCCAGUCAAGGCAGGCAGGCAGGAGCCAGGACUCCAGCCAGCCAGCCAAGGCAGGCAGGUAGGAGCCAGGACUCCAGUCAGCAAGCCAAGGCAGGCAGGCAGGAGCCAAGACUCCAGAAAGCCAGCCAAGGCAGGCAGGCAGGGGCCCGGACUCCAGCCAGCCAGCCAAGGCAGGCAGGCAGGGGCCAGGACUCCAGCCAGCCAGCCAAGGCAGGCAGGCAGGGGCACGGACUCCAGCCAGCCAAGGCAGGCAGGCAGGGGCCAGGACUCCAGCCAGCCAGGCAAGGCAGGCAGGCAGGAGCCAGGACUCCAGUCAGCAAGCCAAGGCAGGCAGGCAGGAGCCAGGACUCCAGCCAGUUAGCCAAGGCAGCCAGGCAGGAGCCAGGACUCCCACUAGCAAGCCAAGGCAGGCAAGCAAGGUCCACGACUCCAGCCAGCCAGCCAAGGCAGGCAGGCAGGGGCCCGGACUCCAGCCAGCCAACCAAGGCAGGCAGGCAGAGGCCAGGACUCCAGUCAGCCAGCCAAGGCAGGCAGGCAGGAGCCAAGACUCCAGUCAGCAAGCCAAGGCAGGCAGGCAGGAGCCAGGACUCCAGCCAGCCAGCCAAGGCAGGCAGGCAGGAGCCAGGACUCCAGCCAGGUAGCCAAGGCAGGCAGGCAGGAGCCAGGACUCCAGCCAGCAAGCCAAGGCAGCCAGGCAGGAGCCAGGACUCCAGCCAGGUAGCCAAGGCAGCCAGGCAGGGCCAGGACUCCAGCCAGCAAGCCAAGGCAGGCAAGCAAGGACCACGACUACAGGCUGCCAGACAAGGCAGGCAGGCCGUGGCCAGGAAUCCUGCCAGCCGGACAUGGCAGGCAGGCAAGAGACAGGACUGCAGCCAUCCAGACAAGGCAGGCAGGCAGGAGCCAGGACUCCAGUCAGCAAGCCAAUGCAGGCAGGCAGGAGCCAGGACUCCAGCCAGGUAGCCAAGGCAGGCAGGCAGGAGCCAGGACUCCAGAAAGCCAGCCAAGGCAGGCAGGCAGGGGCCCGGACUCCAGCCAGCCAGCCAAGGCAGGCAGGCAGGGGCCCAGACUCCAGGCAGCCAGCCAAGGCAGGCAGGCAGGAGCCAGGACUCCAGUCAGCCAACCAAGGCAGGCAGGCAGGAGCCAAGACUCCAGCCAGCCAGCCAAGGCAGGCAAGGAGGGCCACGGUUCCAUCAAGCCAGCCAAGGCAGGCAGGCAGGGGCCACAACCACAGCCAGCCAGACAAAAGAGGCAGGCAUGGUCCGCAGUUCCAGCUAGCCCGCCAAGGCAGGCAGGCAGGAGCCAGGACUCCAGCCAUCCAGUCAAGGCAGGCAGGUAGGCAGGAGCCAGGACUCUAGCCACCCAG